GAACUCUUCUGUUUAUGUAGCAACACGUCAUGUGAUCGACUAUCAGCCAGCGGGGUCACAUGACACUCAUCAGCCAAUAGGAUUGCAGGAGUGCGGCUCCAUCAAAGAUCAUCGGAAGAUCCUCGAAACUCGUCAUGUUUCGCUUUAUUGCUUGUUUUGUUUCUCUUUAUCGAAUCGAGAUUUCCGGUCGCUGAAGCCCGAUGUGUUGAGAAGCAGCUGCAGGUGAGACAGAGCUGCUUUCAGCUCAAAUCUUCGGUUUUAAAGCUCCAGUUCUCAGCAUUUCAAACACAUAUCUGUUUAUUUCCUUCUGACUGAUUCACUUUGUAUCGGUUUCGUCUCAAGUUAAUCAACUCAGCGUCAUUCAUGGCUUAGCUCUGCGGGUCUGUGCAGUGAAUUGACUGAGUGUUUUCUCCAGCAGACUUGUGUAAGUGUAAUGAAGUCAUUCUCUGUGUUGUUUAAACUCUGGCUGUGGUGCAUGUUGUCUGAAUUGUAAUGCACACUGUUGCAUGUGAUGCAGGACAGACAGGAGCACACGACCGAAUGACCGCCAGCAGCUGAGAGAAAACUACUAUUUUGAACGAUGAAUUACGUUUGUCAGUAAAGUUCACAGGACGAGGAACACAAACACCAUGUCAUCUAAAUCAUCUCUUCUUAAAGUCAUUCUCCUGGGCGACGGUGGAGUGGGAAAGAGCUCGCUCAUGAACCGCUACGUCACCAACAAGUUCGACGCCCAUCUCUUUCACACCAUCGGCGUGGAGUUCCUCAAUAAAGACCUGGAGGUGGACGGCCACUCGGUCAAGCUGCAGAUCUGGGACACGGCGGGUCAGGAGCGAUUCCGGAGCCUGCGGACGCCCUUCUACCGCGGCUCCGACUGCUGCCUGCUCACCUUCAGCGUGGACGACAGCCAGAGCUUCCACAACCUCAACAACUGGAGGAAGGAGUUCAUCUACUACGCCGACGUCAAGGAGCCCGACAGCUUCCCGUUCGUGCUUUUGGGAAACAAGGUGGACGUGACAGAGAGGCAGGUGACCCGUGAGGAGGUGCAGGAGUGGUGCAGGGAAAGCGGGGGAUACCCGUACUUCGAAACCAGCGCUAAAGACGCGACUAAUGUCACGGUUGCGUUCGAGGAAGCCAUCAGAAGAGUUUUGGCUUUGGAGGAACGACACGAGCAUUUGAUUCCAACAGACAUCGUUAACCUGCACAGAAAGCCUCGCAGCAACACGAGGUGCUGUUAACAGACCAGAACCACCUCCAUUAGUUAAUUUAUGAUCUUUAAACGUUAUAUUUGAACAUGCACUUACUCCUAAACACUGGGUUGCUUUCACUGGGUGGCUUUCUUGUAUCUGAACUGCCUGAAUUUGAACAAUUCUGUGCAUUCAGGCGUCUUGUGUGUGUGUGUGUGUGUUGUGGGAUUUGAGCCGGGUUAAUGCAUGGACGGAUAUCAUUUUGUCUUGCAUGGCAGUUAAAUAGUGAAGAGCACUGCAAUGCACUGCAAAAACAUGCUUUUUUAUUAAAAAUAUCUAAGCGUCCUUAAAACAAUAGGAUUUUAUUUGAGAAGUGCAGCUGUGUAAGAAAAUAGCACUUAUUUUCCACUAACAUAUUUUUUAUUUAUUUUCCGUACCUCAAAUCAUUUUGUUUUAAGUCAAAAUAAAAAAUAAAUGCAUUAUGUGGAAACGGGUCUAUCACAUGCUGUUUGAGUCUUACUGUAAUUGCAUCUUGUUUUAAGGAUGUUUAGAUGUUUUUACUGGAAAACAAGACAAAUGCUGAUUUUUGUCACUGUUUUGUGUGUGUUUGAUUUUCUUUUCCUGUAAUUGUGAUUAACUUUAAUUUAAUUUCUAAUAUAUGUUAACAUGAUUAUGUAGAGAGUGCCAAAUAUAUACACUGUACUUGUACUAAAAUUAUGGAUGAGGUGAAGCGUUUAAGCACUAUUUUGAAAAGAAGCACUAAAGUCUAAAUAUUGUAGAUUGUUCAAUUAAAAUGAAAGAAGUAUUGAACAAUAAAA
Messenger RNA from Carassius carassius (crucian carp), 2002 nucleotides. RefSeq names its product ras-related protein Rab-9A-like. Gene Ontology annotation, biological process: retrograde transport, endosome to Golgi; Rab protein signal transduction. Lineage: Eukaryota; Metazoa; Chordata; Actinopteri; Cypriniformes; Cyprinidae. Bases 630 to 1235 code for a protein of 201 amino acids. The record is from RefSeq and is a predicted model, not a curated record. The transcript has 4 exons. Gene Ontology annotation, cellular component: late endosome; phagocytic vesicle; lysosome. Gene Ontology annotation, molecular function: GTP binding; GTPase activity.